CGUUUACACAAGGGAUGGAAAUUCUUAAUCAGCAGACGCGGUCUGACGUACACGUUGUGAACCUCCAGAGUGAAAUUGUCACCAAGCCUUCACCGGGAAUGAGGAAUGCCAUGCAUAUGGCAGCUGCUGAAGUCGGGGAUGAUGUCAUGAGGGAGGAUCCAACAGUUUAUGCUCUGCAGGAGAGAAUUGCCAAACUUUUUGAAAAGGAAGCAGCAUUAUUUUUUCCUACUGGUACAAUGGGAAACCUUGCUUCAAUUUUGACUCACUGUCCAGAGAGAGGCUUGGAAAUUAUCCUGGGUCAUAAAAGUCAUCUUUUUACUCAUAGACAAGGAAAUGUAGCACAGUUUGGUGGGUUGCUGACCUCUGUGGUAGAGAACAAUGAGGAUGGGACGAUGGACCUGGACAAGAUCAGGGAGAGGAUUCGAGUCAGUGACGACCCCCACUUCCCCUACACCAGGCUGAUCUGUGUAGAAAACACUCAUAAUUACUGCGGAGGGAAAGUCGUACCGGUGUCUUAUAUGAAAAAGGUAUAUGAACUAGCUCAGGAAUAUGGUAUGAAGGUCCACCUUGAUGGAGCGAGGUUGAUGCAUGCUGCAACUGUCCUGGGGGUCAAGCCAGCGGAGAUCACAAGAUAUGCAGACUCCGUUAACAUGUGCUUCAACAAGGGACUUGGUUGUCCAGUGGGAUCAAUCAUAGCUGGGACAAGUGAUUUUAUUAAGAUAGCCAAGAGGAGAAGAAAGGCCCUGGGAGUGGACAUGCAUCAUCCGGGUGUUCUUGCAGCAGCUGCCAUGUACUCACUGGACCAUGUCCUUCCCAAACUCUCAGAGGACCACAUCAAGGCUCAACAGAUUACAAAUGCCAUCAAGUCAGCACCACAGACCGUUGUUCAUGUAAAUCAUGAAACCGUGGAAACCAACAUCGUCUUCCUGACAGUGACAAAACCUGGCGUCACGGCAAUACAGCUGUAUGGCAGGCUGCUUCAGGUGACAGAUGAAGAGAGGAGGGAGCUGGGGGAGGGAAUCAUCGUGAAGACAAUCCCGUACUCUGACACACUAAUAAGGCUUGUCCUACACUCUGGUAUUUCCCCGGAGGACGUCAAGAAAGCCAUCAGUAAAUUAUCCUAUGUUCUACAAGAGCUAUCCUAAUUCAGUAUUACUUCAAGUCAUUUAACACAAUCUUGUAAUUUUGCAAGAAUUAUUGAUUUGCUAAGUUAUCAAAAAUAAGUUUUUAUCUAGUCAGAAUUUUAGUCAGAAGCUGAAAAGAAAAAAAUUAGAUCUGUGAUGCAUAACAUUUUUGAUAUACAUGUAAAAUGUUUAUGUUUUGAUAUUAUGGUUGUUGUUUGUUUGUUGCUAUUCGUACCAUAGUUGCUGCUUUAUAAAACAAUGUAUAAUCCUUUACAUAUCUAUUUUAGAUUUAGAAAUUUUUUUUACAGUUCACGAGAUUUUGAGAUGUUGUUAUCAUUAUUUGAAUUUUUUGUAAUUUACAUAUUAAGAUGAUGCUCAAAACAAAUUCUUUACAUCAGUAUUAUCCCAGUGAAUGUAUAUAUUCAUAAAAGUAAUGGUAAAACAUGUGUGUUUGUUAUGCAUGCAGAUUAAGUCCAUCGGUACAGGAGAUCGAUUGGUAGUUCAUUUGUUUGUGAGUGAAUGGUUGAAUUCGUGCUAAGCAUGA
Messenger RNA from Saccostrea cuccullata (small rock oyster), 1668 nucleotides. RefSeq lists its product as uncharacterized. Lineage: Eukaryota; Metazoa; Mollusca; Bivalvia; Ostreida; Ostreidae. Gene Ontology annotation, molecular function: L-allo-threonine aldolase activity. Gene Ontology annotation, biological process: glycine biosynthetic process; L-threonine catabolic process. Bases 15 to 1145 code for a protein of 376 amino acids. Gene Ontology annotation, cellular component: cytosol. The transcript is spliced from 10 exons. The record is from RefSeq and is a predicted model, not a curated record.